AUGCCCCGCAAGCAUCAGCCCCGUCACCGCACAGCUGGAUCGUCAGCGUCCGUGCGUGCGCCACGCGGUGUCUGCAAUGGUGAGAAGCGUCUGGAGUGUCCAGUGUGCGACAAGCAGUCCGCCUUCAGAAGUCAACUAGAAACGCACCUUCGGACCCACACCGGGGAGAAGCCUUUCGAGUGCGCAGUUUGCCAGAAGAAGUUUAAUGAAAGUGGAGAUCUCAGAAAGCACGUUCGCAUCCACACUGGGGAGAAGCCUUUCGUGUGCACAGUUUGCAAGAAGAAGUUCACUGAAAGUGGAAGUCUCAGAACGCAUCUUCGGACCCACACCGGGGAGAAGCCUUUCGAGUGCACAGUUUGCAAAAGUAAGUUCACUGAAAGUGGAAGUCUGAGAAGGCACCUUCGCUCCCAUACUGGGGAGAAGCCUUUCGAGUGCAUAGUUUGCAACAAGAAGUUCACUCUAAGUGGACAUCUCAGAGUACACCUUCGGGCCCACACCGGGGAGAAGCCUUUCGAGUGCGCAGUUUGCAGGCAGAAGUUCAAUAGAAGUGGACAUCUCAGAAGGCACCUUCGGACCCACACUGGGGAGAAGCCCUUCGAGUGCACAGUUUGCCAGAAGAAGUUCAAUGAAAGUGGAAAUCUCAGAGCACACCUUCGCACCCACACCGGGGAGAAGCCUUUCGAGUGCACAGUUUGCAAGAAGAAGUUUGUGCAAAGUGGACACCUUCGAAGGCACCUUCUGACACACAGUGGCGAGACGCAUCGUGAGUGAAUAGCUUUCGACGACCUUGUUUUUUACGGCAUUGUACACGCCAUAUCAUUUAUACCAUUUUAUUUCUGUUUUGAAAGAAGAUUGGAACCGCGCUAUAGCCAUUGUGAUCUGAAUUCCUGCGGCCCCUCUAUGUUCUUUGUACGGGUGUAACUAGGGCAAGUUGUCUAAUUCUCACUGUUUACAUUUGAGUCCAAGCCUUUUUGGUCCCAUUGCGGACGCCUAAUCGUUCCGUGGAAUUUCACUGAUUAAAGGUAUUGACAAUUCCCUACAAACAUGUUAGUCAAAAUUUGCGUGUGACUUUUUGGAAAAAUGCCUUAACUCUUAGAUUUUAGGUUGAUAUUGAUGUCGAUUGUGCUACCCCAGAGAAGCGUCUCGAAAAUGCAA
This is a messenger RNA of Thrips palmi, 1155 nucleotides long. Its product is annotated as gastrula zinc finger protein XlCGF8.2DB-like. The coding region runs from base 1 to 771 and encodes 256 amino acids. Lineage: Eukaryota; Metazoa; Arthropoda; Insecta; Thysanoptera; Thripidae. The transcript has a single exon. The record is from RefSeq and is a predicted model, not a curated record. Gene Ontology annotation, molecular function: DNA-binding transcription factor activity, RNA polymerase II-specific; RNA polymerase II cis-regulatory region sequence-specific DNA binding. Gene Ontology annotation, cellular component: transcription regulator complex; PcG protein complex. Gene Ontology annotation, biological process: regulation of transcription by RNA polymerase II.